This is a messenger RNA of Triticum turgidum subsp. durum (durum wheat), 609 nucleotides long. The record is from the annotation of a GenBank genome assembly. Lineage: Eukaryota; Viridiplantae; Streptophyta; Magnoliopsida; Poales; Poaceae.
AUGCUGCACUUCAGCCAUCCCGUGGUGCACCCCUCCCCGCCGGUGGUGGGACAGGGGCAGGCGGAGGUGGAGAUGGUGCCACCGCCGGCGCAGGGGCAGGCGGUGCAGGUGGAGGGGCCGAACGGGGACGGGAACGCGCCUGCUGGGGUGAUCACGAGGGACCCCUGGACGCGGUGCGGCCUCGUCUUCCGCCUCCUGCAGGCCGCCUUCGCCGCCGCCGCGCUCGCCGUCAUGGCGUCCACCGACGACUUCUCCUCCGUCACCACAUUCCGCUACCUCGUAGCAGCAGCAAGUGUGCAAUGCCUGUGGAGCCUCGCCGUGGCCAUUCUGGAUGCCUAUGCAAUUGUUGUCAAACGUUCCUUCCGAACUGCCCGGGCUGUCAUCAUACUUGCCCUCGGGGACUGGGUCACAGGUACACUCAUCUUCAGUGCAGCUUGUGGAUCAGCAGCUAUCACCACUCUCCUUUCCAAUGAUUUCGGAGCUUGCUCGGUAAAUCCCUGUGGAAGCUUCAUGAGCGCUACCGCCAUGGCUUUCCUGAGCUGGCUUGCGCGUGUGCCGGCCUUUAUCGGGAACCUUUGGACGGCGGUCCACCGAAUACAAAAAUCGUAG